Triticum dicoccoides is the source of this 986-nucleotide messenger RNA. RefSeq lists its product as uncharacterized. The transcript is spliced from 4 exons. The coding region runs from base 39 to 515 and encodes 158 amino acids. The record is from RefSeq and is a predicted model, not a curated record. NCBI's taxonomy places the organism in Eukaryota, Viridiplantae, Streptophyta, Magnoliopsida, Poales, Poaceae.
CCGAGCCUCCGAAGGCAGUCGACUGGGAGGCGACCGCCAUGGCCACCGGCUCCGGCUGCGUCCCCGGCGCUCUGCGCUUGGUUUCGUGGCGAGGACAGUCCUCGUCCUCCUCCUCCUCCCGCGCUCUGGUUCGUCUCCGCCCGCGCGUCGCCUCGUUCGCUGCCCCGACUCGUCCUCUCCAUCGCGCCCUUCCUCCAGCUCCCGCCCCGCACAUGACGCUCCGUGCUCCUCUUCCUCCUGCGAGGUGCCAGGCCCCCGCAACUCCGGAGUCGCCCUUGGAGCCGCCAAGCCUCUGGCAAAAGGUGCUGCAGGCGUGUAAGCGGGUCUCCUGGAAGCACCUUACUUCACUGGCUCUGCUUAUUGGCUGCAUAGCAGUAGGUUACUUUGGAAACAAAGGGGACCCACGAGCCUUGCUGAUCAUUGAUAUACUUGACAAAGCAAAUAAAACAUACAAGCCUAGUCUGGAGUUUGCAGUUUUACUCAUAGCAGUUUUGGCUUCUCUCUCCUCGAGGUAGACGCAGAUGAUCGCUCAGGUUUCAUACAAGCCUAAUCUGGAGUUCGCAGUUUUACUCAUAGCAGUUUUGGCUUCUAUCUCCUCGAGGUAGACGCAGAUGAUCGCUCAGGUUUUUUUGGGUACAUGUUUUGGACAGCAGGAAGUAAGUGGUACAGUUACUGAGUCUUACCAAAUCCAUUUCUAGAAGUACAGGGUGAAGAUUCCCACCGGUUUUAUCAGAAAUGGAUUGGUUGCACAUACGGCGAUGCCGACUUGACUAAUAGCACUAGUUAUGGACUUCCUCAAAUUGCUUUAUCUCAUUACAUCAUUGUACCAGAUGCACCAGGCGUGCGUGCACCUUCUCGUUAUUCACGCUUUAUGCCGUUUCCUUUGAGGUGGAAAUGUCAUGUUUUUCGGUGUUCACUGUGAACGAUGUUAUCUGCUGUGAAUGAUGAAUCAUUAUGCUGUAAAGUUCAAAAUGUAUCACCAUCAA